AUGACUAACAUAUUUAUAACAGCUACAGAUACAGAUGUAGGUAAAACUACAAUUAGUGCACUUUUAUGCUUACAUUAUGGAUGUAGUUAUCACAAGGUGAUUCAAUCUGGAGAUCUUGAAAAUAGUGAUAGUAUGACAAUUUCACAACUAGUACCUAAUGUGAAGAUAUAUCCUGAACAAAUAAAAUUAAAAAAGUCGCUAUCACCUAAUUUAAGUGCAGAAUUUGAAAAUAAAGAAAUAAGUUUAUCUGAUUUUAAUUUUGAUUUACUUAGUCAAGAUAAUGUUAUUAUAGAAGGAGUAGGUGGAAUUUUGGUACCUUUAUCAGAUAAGUUAGAUAUAAUUGAUUUAAUAGAAUAUUCUGGAAUGGUUACUUUAUUAGUAGUUCCAUCACGAUUAGGCAUGAUCAAUCAGGCUAGGAUGGCUUUAAAUUUAUUAAAAAAUAGGAAUAUUAACAUUAUUGGAUUUGUUACAAAUGGUGAAUAUAGACCAGAUGAUUUUAAUGUUAUUUCAAGAUUAACAGAUACAAAUCAUUUAUUUCAUAUACCAACAAUGAAGAUAAUUAAUCAUGAAUCUUUAAAAUCACUUAAAAUUCCAACAGAUUUAUUCUGUUCUAUUGAAAAAAAUGAACAUUUAGGAAUAUGUAAGAAAAUAUCUGAAUAUAAUACAAAUAAUCAAUUAUUAUGUUUAAAUUUAUGUGAAAGAGAUAGUAAAAUGAUUUGGCAUCCUUAUACACAACAUGGAAUUGAAUCAGAAUUUAAAUGUUUUAUAUCUGGAUCAGGCAGUUUUUUGAUAGAUGAAGAAGGAAAUAAAUGGCUAGAUUUAAUUAGUUCUUGGUGGGUUAUAACUUUUGGACAUUGUGAUAAAAAAUUAUCAGAAGCAAUUACUAAGCAAGUAAAAACUUUGGAUCAUAUAGUAUUUGCAGGAUAUACACAUGAACCUGCCAUUAAAUUAGCUGAAAUGCUUUUAGAUUUAAAUUCUCAAUAUUUUCAUAAAGUAUUUUAUUCAGAUAAUGGUUCAACAGCAAUUGAAGUAGCACUUAAGGCUGUAAUACAUUAUUACCAAAAUAGAGGGCAAAGGAAUAGAAUUAGUUGGUUAGCUUUAGAAGGAGGUUAUCAUGGUGAUACAUUUGGAGCAAUGUCUGUUGGUUAUUCAUCAAAUUAUUUUAAACCUUAUUAUGAGUUUUUAUUUCAAAAGAUUCAUUUUAUACCAUAUCCAGAAUCAUAUGAUGAUACUACUGAAGAACAAUGGCAAAUAGAUUGUGAAUUAAGUUUAAAUAAAGCAAAAUAUAUUAUUUCAUUUAUUGGAAAGGAAAAUAUAGCUGGUAUGAUCAUAGAACCACUAAUACAAGGUGCUUCUGGUAUGAGACAAACUCGUCCUGAAUUUCUUAAUAAAUUAUUAAGUAUAUGUAAAGAUAAUGAAAUUAUUGUAAUAUUUGAUGAAAUAUUUACUGGAUUUGGACGUACAGGAACUUUAUUUGCUUAUCAACAACUUAAAUAUAUUCCUGAUAUUUUAUGUUUAUCUAAGGGAAUAACUGGAGGAGUUUUACCACUAUCUGUUACAUUAUUUCCUCAAUAUAUUUAUGAUGCUUUUGUAUCAGAUAAUAUAUCUACUGCCUUUAUACAUGGACAUUCAUUUACUGCUAAUCCAAUUAGUUGUUCAGCUGCAAUUGCAAAUUUAUCUAGAAUUAAUAGUGAAAAUACUUUUGCACUUAUUCAGAAAAUUAAUGAUGCAAAUUCAGCAUUUAUUUUAGAACUUAAAAAAAAGUUUGAGGAUAGAAUAUAUAACUAUUUUACGAAAGGUCCCUUAUGCGUCUUUUCUUUAAAAGAUAAGUACGAAAAUUAUGGAUUAAAUUUUAAUAUUAUAAUUAAAAAAUGUUUGGAAAGAAAAUAUCUUAUUAUAAGGCCUUUAGGUAAUAGAAUUUAUCUUCUUCCACCUUAUGAAAUUGAUAUAGAAACUUUACAACAAGCCCAUAAACUUAUCAUUGAAGCUCUAUUUGAACUUAACAUUUAA
Cryptosporidium muris RN66 is the source of this 2010-nucleotide messenger RNA. Its product is annotated as adenosylmethionine-8-amino-7-oxononanoate aminotransferase family protein. Lineage: Eukaryota; Apicomplexa; Conoidasida; Eucoccidiorida; Cryptosporidiidae. The transcript has a single exon. Bases 1 to 2010 code for a protein of 669 amino acids. Gene Ontology annotation, cellular component: mitochondrion. Gene Ontology annotation, biological process: biotin biosynthetic process. The record is from RefSeq and is a predicted model, not a curated record. Gene Ontology annotation, molecular function: ATP binding; magnesium ion binding; pyridoxal phosphate binding.